AGUCAGUCACAUCACGUCAGUUGGUUCAGUUUUGAUGAAUUGCGAUAGUAUGUAAAUUAUUACAAGAUCACGGUUCUUAGGAUUGCAUGCUUAUUUCAAUUUGAAGUUCUUUUAUUGUAUUGUUUUUACGCGUUAAACAAUGGCAAAUACUCCAGAAAUCACCGGCCCCAUUUCACAGGAAGAUAUAGAGGCUGCUGAGAAAUUUAAAAAUGAAGCUAAUGAAUACUUUAAAAAGCAAAAUUACAAUUCUGCUAUCGAAUAUUACUCGAAGGCUAUAGAGAAGAACCCCAAUAAUGCUGUAUUCUAUGCCAAUAGAAGUAUAGCGAACCUUCGGUUAGAAAAUUUUGGUUACGCUUUGAUAGACGCAUCGAAAGCCAUAGAAUUGGACAAGUGUUAUACUAAGGCAUAUUACAGGAGGGCUGCAGCCCAUAUGUCAUUAGGAAAAUACAAAUUAGCACUUAAGGAUUUCGAAUAUGUAACCAAAGUUAGGCCAAAUGAUCAAGAUGCUAAAAAGAAGUAUAAUGAAUGUAAUAAAAUUGCCUUGAAAAUUGCCUUUGAAAAAGCCAUAUCUGUUGAUAAAAAGGAAGUUAACAUUGCUGAUUCCAUCAAUUUAGAUGCUAUGACCAUUGAGGAUGAAUAUGAGGGUCCUGAGAUGGAAGAUGGCAAGGUGACACUGAAGUUUGUAACGGAACUGAUGGAGUUCUACAAACAACAGAAGAAACUUCACAAGAAAUAUGCUUACAAGAUAUUGAUAGAUGUAAAGGCGUACUUACAAAAACAACCUUCACUAGUUGACAUAAAGGUGCCCGACGAAGCCAAGUUCACAGUCUGCGGUGAUAUACACGGACAAUACUAUGAUUUAAUGAAUAUAUUCAAACUAAACGGACUGCCUUCGGAGACAAACCCUUUCCUGUUCAAUGGCGACUUUGUAGAUCGGGGGUCCUUCAGCGUAGAAUGCAUCUUUACACUGUUCAGCUUUAAACUUUUAUUUCCUAAUCACUUUUUCAUGUCUAGAGGUAACCACGAGACGCUAGACAUGAAUCGGAUGUACGGCUUCAGAGGGGAAGUGACGUCAAAGUACACGUCACAGAUGGCGGAUCUGUUCACGGAGGUGUACAAUUGGUUGCCACUGGCGCAUUGCAUCAACGGCAGGGUGUUAGUUAUGCACGGAGGGUUAUUCUCGAAGGAUGACGUCACACUAGACGAUAUCAGGAGAGUGGAUAGAAACAAACAACCCCCUGAAGACGGUAUAAUGUGCGAGUUGCUCUGGUCGGACCCGCAGCCGAUGGCCGGUCGGGCGCCGUCGCGUCGCGGCGUCGGCUGCCAGUUCGGGCCCGACGUGACCGCCGCCUUCUGCGACCGCAACGGGCUCGACUACAUCAUACGCAGCCACGAGGUCAAGAACGACGGGUACGAGGUCGCGCACGACGGUAAAUGUAUCACCGUGUUCUCAGCGCCCAAUUACUGUGACACAAUGGGUAACUUAGGCGCCUUCAUAACGAUGAACGGCAAAGAUUUGACGCCCAAAUUCACUACGUAUGAAGCAGUGCCUCAUCCGGACGUCAAACCUAUGGCAUACGCGAACUCGUUCUUCAGUUUACUCUGCCAAUGAUCGCGCUCGCCGCAGCUGCGCACGGCCCGGAAGCGAAAAAGGCGUACCAUCUUCCAUUUUGUCAUAAUACCGCACACUAAAAUGGCGGAUGCACUUCCGGCAAUGGUGGAUAGUGAGGUGGAGUUUUAUUUUUAUUACCAUUUAAGAAACACUGGAUGAUUUAGAAACUAAAUUUAAACAUUUUAAAUCUAAAUAUAAAAAAUACAAUAAUAAAAUAUACAACAACAUAAUUAAAUUAUAAUUUCUUUAACAAAGAAACCGAAUUCGACCAAAUAUUUAGUGAUCUAAGUAAUGUCGGCAUACAUUUAUUUAUAUUAUAGGGCGUGUUUAAAUAAAUCUAACCUAUCUGGU
Messenger RNA from Diatraea saccharalis (sugarcane borer), 1963 nucleotides. The record is from the annotation of a GenBank genome assembly. Lineage: Eukaryota; Metazoa; Arthropoda; Insecta; Lepidoptera; Crambidae.